Messenger RNA from Zychaea mexicana, 390 nucleotides. RefSeq lists its product as uncharacterized. The coding region runs from base 120 to 275 and encodes 51 amino acids. NCBI's taxonomy places the organism in Eukaryota, Fungi, Mucoromycota, Mucoromycetes, Mucorales, Lichtheimiaceae. The transcript is spliced from 5 exons. The record is from RefSeq and is a predicted model, not a curated record.
UACUGACAGGAGCAACCACUGGAAGGUGCAUCGACAUCUGCUCCCGUAACCCUCUCACCACAAAGCUAGGGUCUUGUCUUGGUCGCUUUGUGGAUCACGGAAGGUCGAUUGGUAUUGAGAUGCCCAGUCCGGUCUCACCAAUCGCGAUCACUUAUACAGUAAGUCGCUCCGUGUCAAAACAAGCAUCAGCACCCACCCCUACACUUACCUACCCUCACUCACAACCGGUCUCAUUCACACACACAGAAAAAAAGGAAGGGACUUACCAUACGUGAUCGAAAAGAGAAGAGAAAAAGCGAUGAGUCUAGCCUUGAGAGUCGAUGUUGAGAGUCGAUGUUGGAGAGUCGAUUGCCGAGAGUCGAUUGCCGAGAGUCGAUUGCCGAGAGUCGA